Messenger RNA from Paramormyrops kingsleyae, 2252 nucleotides. RefSeq names its product serpin peptidase inhibitor, clade F (alpha-2 antiplasmin, pigment epithelium derived factor), member 2b (gene serpinf2b). Lineage: Eukaryota; Metazoa; Chordata; Actinopteri; Osteoglossiformes; Mormyridae. The record is from RefSeq and is a predicted model, not a curated record. Gene Ontology annotation, biological process: negative regulation of endopeptidase activity. Gene Ontology annotation, molecular function: serine-type endopeptidase inhibitor activity.
UUUCGUGUUUAAUGUUUGACCCUCGAUUCUGACUCAGUGUUUGCAUUUACACACCAGCAGAACCUUAGCGAAGAGCAGAUCAAUGGAGGUUGAUGUUUAACUGUGGCUUUGGCAGCACCGAGAGUCUCCUUUGGCAUUUGCAAGCUUCUCCUCAUUUCAGCCUGGAUAGCAGGUCUUCCACCUUAAGCCUCCGAGGUUGGACUGAGAAGCACCAUGGACCUGUGGCUUCUGACUCUCCUGCUGACCAGCUUCCAUAGCUGCGCACUGGCCGGUGAUGGGAAAGGGCCGGACGCCUACGGCGGAUCCACGGUGGCGCCGAUGCCGUCGACUCCUCCGACUCCUCCGACUCCCCCUGUGUCCCGGGAGGAGGUGCCGGAGACGCCGGCCGUCACCCACCACAGCCAGGAGAAUCCCGCUAAGGAGCUCCUUCAGGACGCUCCCCCCCCGCUGGAGACAGUGAAGGGAGAUUCCUCAGAGGAGCUGGUGGGCUGCGAAGCAUCCGUCUCCAGCGCAGAGGUCCAGAAGGAGCUGGGGAAUGCCAUGAUGAAGUUUGGCCUGCGUCUGCUGGAGGAGCUGCCGGCCACAGAGGAGCAGCCCAACGUGAUGGUGUCGCCCCUGAGUGUCACCGUGGCGCUUUCCCAGCUGGCCCUGGGCGCUGUGGGUGACACAGAGACCCAGCUCCUGCGAGCCCUGCACGUCGACACGCUGCCCUGCUACCACAAGGCCCUGCGCCGCCUCCUGCACCGAGCGCGUGAUGACACCCUGCAGGUGGCCUCCCGGCUGUACCUGCGACCCGGGUUUGCGGUGAAGCCAACUUUUUUACGGGGGUCACAACAAAUGUACGACUCGUUCCUGGCUGAACUCCGCAGCCUGGAGGAGGUCAAUGAGUGGGUGAAGGCAGCUACCCAGGGCCAGGUGACUGACUUCCUGUCCAGCCUCCCUCCCAACGUGGUACUCAUGCUCAUCAAUGCCGUCCACUUUAAAGGCGAGUGGGAGGCGCGCUUCGAUCCGCGCUUCACCUCCACAGAUGUCUUCUAUGUUGACGACAAGCACGAGGUCAAGGUGGACAUGAUGCAUGGACCCAAAUAUCCCUUGAGCCUUCUCAUCCACCACGAGCUGGAUGCUCAGGUUGCUCGCUUCCCCUUCAAGGACCAUAAGAGUCUCCUGGUCGUGAUGCCCACGUUGGGGAAGGUAAAUGUAUCAGCCAUCGCAGCCAAGUUCAACACCUCUGAACUCUAUGCCAGCCUCCCUGAGCCAAGGAACAUGGAGGUGAAGCUGCCGAAGUUCAGGAUUGAGUACGGCCAGGAGCUGGAGCAGGCGCUGACCAGCAUGGGGAUGGGGAGGCUCUUCUCGGGACCCAACCUGUCCCGCAUCGCUGAGGGGCCCCUGCUGGUGAGCAGCGUGCAGCACAAGAGCAGCAUGGAGCUGCGGGAGGAAGGUGCGGAGGCAGCGGCUGCUACCGGCGUGUCCAUCAUGCGCUGGAGCCCCUUCUUCGGCGUGAACCAGCCCUUCUUCUUCGCCCUUGUGGAUGACCACACGCAGACCCCGGUGUUCCUGGGUGUCGUCAACAACCCCAACCCAGGCGCGCCCCUCGAACUGAGAAGGCUGACAGGGAAGCGCGUCGUCCCAGACAAGGGCGACAAGGAUGACGACGAGUCAGGAGACAAGAUGGCGGACAAGCAGGGCAAGAACAGGGCAGACAAAGUGGGUCCUCGUACCAGCAAGGAUCAGCCCAAAUAAGUGAGGUGUCGCAGGGACUACGAGACAGAGGCUGCAGUCUAGCGAGAGCUGCCCUGCCUGCCGAAGGGGGGGGCGGCCUAUAUGUAUUUUUACACAAUAACAUGCACAUAUCCAUGCUUCACUGGUACGUUUGCUCUCAGACACUGAAACACGCGUCUUUUCCUUGGGACAUCCCACUGAGUCUAACAACUGCAGUGAAAUUAGCAAGCUCAGAAACAGACUAAACUUUUUAUCAACAUCUUUUUGAACCUGUAGCUCAAUAAGUAAAAGCGUUCAUUUUAUUUAAAGGUAAUGCGCCUUUUCGCCACAUGAUGGCACAAAUACACAGAGCUAAGAAAUGCGCGCGCACACACACACACACACACACACACACACACACAUACAGUGUAUACAUUUUGCGGCACCACCAAACGGUCUUGGCUGUUUUUUACCCAGGGAAAGGUAUCCAUUUUAGAAUCAUUAUAUAAAAGAGUCUUUGUUUCGGUGAUUUAAUAAAAACGCGAACAACUUGA